CCGACAACAGCGCCCCCGCCCGCCGGCACCGCCGGGGGGGGCGGUGGCGGGGCAGCGGCGGCCGCGGGCCGGCCAUGAGGGCCGCGCUGGUGGGGUACAGCAGCUCGGAGGAGGAGGAGGAGGAGGAGGAAGGGGGGUGCCGGGGCAGCGGCGCGCAGGGCCCCCCCCGGGCCAGCGCCGGCCGCCCCCGCCUGCCCGCCCCCGUCGGCCUGCCGGACGGCCCGGAGCAGGCCACCAGCGACGACAGCUCCCGGCACGGCGGCCGCGUCCGCGGCUUCCCCCACGAGAGGGGCAACUGGGCCACCCACGUCUACCUGCCCUACAACGCCGAGGACGAGUUCCUGGAGCUGCUGGAGCUGCUGGUGGCCCACGCUCGCGCCCACGUCCCCUCGCUGGCUGCCAUGGAGGAGUUCCACCUCAGCCUCUCGCAGUGCGUGGUGCUGCGCUACCACUGGAUAGACCCCUUCGUCCGCUCGCUCCGGGAGCACCUGGCUUCCUUCCACAGGUUCUUCUGUGUGGCUGACCAGGUGAAAGUUUACACCAACCAGAACAAAACCAGGACUUUUAUUGGCUUGGAGGUCUCUGCUGGGCAUUUCCAACUGCUGGAGCUGGUCUCAGAGGUGGACAGAGUUCUGGAGGAAUUUGACCUUCCCACGUUCUACAAGGACCCAUCGUUCCAUAUCAGCUUGGCCUGGUGUGUCGGGGACCUGUCUGGAAGGCUGGAAGGGCAGUGUCUACGGGAGCUCCAGGACAUUGUGGAUGGGUUUGAGGACUCUGCACACCUGCUGCGUGUCCAAUGGGAGCAAAUCCGCUGCAAGUCAGGGAACAAGUACUUCUCCUUCCCCUUGAGGUAGGGGCCGAUGGGGCUGUGCAUUUCAGAGCCUCAGAGAGCCUGAUGUUCAACCAAGGACUGUUCUCCAGCACAGCUCUGAGCAGUACACACACCUCCCGUGCUCUUCUUGCCUGCUCAACAUCUCUGGGGUGUUUGUGGCCAAAGUCGGGCUACUUCCAAGUGUGAGUUGCUGGCUGAAGAAAUGUGUGUUUGUAGCAGGUUUUGUCCUUGCUGCUGAAUAUACUGCAGUCAGCACUGGCGGGUUCCAGCCAUUCCACAGUUGGUAAUUUUGCAGAUUUUUUUUUUUUUUUUAAAGGAGGAAAAAAAAUCUCUGUAAAAGCCACAGAUGCCUUAUGGGAAGGAGGAAGAAGGUAGCAUGGGAAGCUGUUGCUAAAGGAGAGUGUGUCUCACAUGGUUGGAAAUAGCACUGCCGGAUUGUCAGGAGACUCCGAGCACGGUUUGAGUAGCAAGAGGCAAGGACACAGAGUUGGACUGUCUUGCCAGAGCAUCUCCCUACUGUAAGCCAGCUCAGACAAGUUCCUGAGUCAUGUUGUGUGCGCUCUCACACUGCUGCUGCCUCUAUAUUCAGCAUCGGAUCCUUUUGCUAGACAGCAAAAGAUGAAAGCUGGAGGGGAGAGGCUAGCAGCUCCUUGUGUUUCGGUGCUCCAGGCUGGGUGUAAAAGAAGAACUUUAAGAUUGUGUAUGCCAUAAACCCAGGACUUUUUUUGGCUGGGCUGCUUCUCCGGGGAAGCUUGCUGCCGCGUGUGUGCGAGCCCAGGAGAGGGCAGUGUCAGCUUUGGCCUGGGCUGGAAGGGCAGUGCCCCUGCGCGAGAGUUGCUGCGUGCUUUUCCCCCGGGGAACAGCCCCUCCGCUGCCACGGUGACCCUGGGGACGAUGACCCUGGGGACGGCAGGCUGGACUUUGGCUCUGGGGAGAAGCUUCUUUCCAACCCUUUUGUUCCUGUGGGGCGGUCUGCAGCGCUGCAGCCUCUCGGGUAUUCGGAGCAGGAUGCCUGUGUGCUGCCCUGAAUCUUUCAUUCCCCGUCUGUCUGAUGAAAGACUGCAGGACUUAAGAGCAGUAAAAAUCUCUCCUCAUGCCAUAAA
Falco peregrinus (peregrine falcon) is the source of this 1935-nucleotide messenger RNA. It is a transcript of the gene USB1, whose product is annotated as U6 snRNA biogenesis phosphodiesterase 1. Gene Ontology annotation, biological process: U6 snRNA 3'-end processing. The coding region runs from base 75 to 854 and encodes 259 amino acids. The transcript is spliced from 7 exons. Gene Ontology annotation, cellular component: nucleus. Gene Ontology annotation, molecular function: 3'-5'-RNA exonuclease activity. The record is from RefSeq and is a predicted model, not a curated record. NCBI's taxonomy places the organism in Eukaryota, Metazoa, Chordata, Aves, Falconiformes, Falconidae.